GAGGCGGGGAGCUGUCAGUUGGGGCUCGGAGGAUUAUCGUGGCGAAGCGCGCCUCACGUUAAACUCUAGUAAAAUGCCAGGAUUCUUUUUCUCCCACAACAACAUGACUGAAUUAAAUGGAAAAGAAGAUUGCAAGCUUGCAGAAGGCAAAGUCCAUAAAAAGAAGCAAAAGGCUUUUGGUGCAGAUCUCAAAAGUUAUUUGAAGUGCAUGGUGCCACAUAUUGAAUCUGGGAUCAAGGCUUCCAACUCUAGAAAUGUUAUGCUUUCUGCAGAGGAAGUUAUUCAGUGGUCACAGUCUUUGGAAAAGCUCUUGGCCAGCCAAAGUGGUCAAGGUGUGUUUCGGGAGUUCCUGAAGUCAGAGUUCAGUGAGGAAAACAUCGAGUUCUGGUUGGCUUGUGAGGAUUACAAGAAAACCAAGUCCGAUCACUUACAUGGCAAAGCAGAGAGGAUUUAUGAGGAGUUUGUUCAGUCAGAUGCCAUUAAGCAGAUCAAUAUUGACUAUCAGAUGAGGGAAGCAACAGCCAAAAAGGCUCAAGACCCAACUCACUCAAGUUUUGAUGAAGCCCAGAAAACAGUGUACAUCCUUAUGGAAAGGGAUUCAUAUCCCAGAUUUUUAAAAUCCAAAUCCUACCUGAACCUUUUGAACCAGCUGCAAACCAACACUUCGAAAUAAAGUGUUUGAGGCAGUGAAGAGCCAAGUAGACUCUGUGUCAAAUACCCUGUGAAGAGAUCCUCCAGAGUGGUUGGAUCUUGCCAAGGAAUAUCCCUGUCUUGGGAGGAGGAAUAUGAGGGAAAUGCAAGCAGCUCCACAGCCAAGAGAACGCAGGAUAAAAGCUGGUGAGGCUGUCACAGGGGUGAGAGCAGCACAGGGAGAAAAUCCCCUCCUCCCACACACCAUGGAGUCAAAGCAGGAUAUGAAAACUGAUGUUUUAACUGCACCAUGAACACUGAACUGUGUCUUAGAUCCCAAAGAACUGCUGAUUGUUAGGAAGUGCAAGACUUGCUGAGCAUUGGGAAAAGAUUCUCAAGUUCAGAAGAAAAGCUAGGAUGACUGACGAUUUUGGGCAUAACAAGAAAAUGCCAAAACUCACGCCUCUUUCAAAAAUCUAUGAAGUGUUAAUAAGCAUGAGUGUGAGCUCCACAAUGCUAUUGUACUAUGUAAAUAUAUCCUAAAUUGACAUGUCUUAAAAUUUAUAUGAUUUAAAUUAUGUAAGAAUUAUAUAAGCUGUAUUUUAUUACAUUUGUAUUCAUCAGGCAGGUAUGUAGCACAUUUCCUGUUUAAUUUAUUGAGAAAUAAUAAGUAAAUCUCCAUUAAAAUACAGUUAAUAAUAAAGUUUUAUAUCUUAUUUACAUCAAA
Corvus hawaiiensis (hawaiian crow) is the source of this 1357-nucleotide messenger RNA. RefSeq names its product regulator of G protein signaling 1 (gene RGS1). The transcript has 5 exons. The record is from RefSeq and is a predicted model, not a curated record. Lineage: Eukaryota; Metazoa; Chordata; Aves; Passeriformes; Corvidae. Bases 74 to 673 code for a protein of 199 amino acids.